AUGUCCUUUUUCCCAGCACCGGCUGUUAAUACAAGUGGUACGUUUAGUACAAUGGCCAACCAAACGGACUUGGCAAAUGAUAUCGUAAUCAAUAAUCCUGCUGAAGACUCUAUUUCUGAUAUUGCGUUCUCUCCACAAAACGAUUUCUUAUUCUCAGUUAGUUCAUGGGAUGGUAAAGUUAGAAUCUGGGAUGUACAAAGUGGAACUGCCCAAGGUCGUGCACAAUACGAACAUAGUGGUCCCGUAUUAACCACUAGAUGGAGCAGUGACGGUUCUACUGUAGCAUCAGGUGGAUGUGACAAUACAGUUAAAGUAUUUGACGUUGCUACGAGCCAGUCACGUCAAGUUGGUUCUCAUUCUGGGGCCAUAAAAUCCCUAAGAUUUGUUAAUUGUGGUCCGAGUAAUGCGGAAUGUUUAGUUACUGGUUCAUGGGAUAAAACAAUAAAAUAUUGGGAUUUAAGACAACCUAAUCCUAUUACUACAAUAAUGAUGCCAGAUAGAGUAUAUACGAUGGAUAAUAAAUCUCAAUUAUUAGUAGUCGGUACGGCAGAGAGACAUAUUGCAAUUAUCAAUCUAAAUAACCCAGGAACAAUAUUCAAAGCGACACAAUCACCUUUAAAAUGGCAAACAAGAGUUGUGGCGUGCUACAAUGAAGGGGAUGGUUAUGCUAUCGGAUCUGUUGAAGGUAGAUGUGCCAUUAGAUACGUCGAUGAUGAAAUGCAAAAGAAGAGUGGAUUUUCAUUUAAGUGUCAUAGACAAUCAAACCCAAAUAGAGCCGCUGGAUCACAAAAUCAAUCUUUGGUUUAUCCAGUGAAUAGUAUAGCGUUCCACCCUGUGUAUGGUACUUUUGGUACUGCAGGUGGUGACGGGUGCUUCCAUUUCUGGGAUAAAGAUCACAGACAUAGACUAAAAGGGUUCCCAAGUCUUCAGGCCUCUAUCCCAGUUGUUAAUUUCAAUAGAACUGGUUCCAUAUUUGCAUACGCUUUGAGUUAUGAUUGGCAUCAAGGUUAUACUGGCAACACGCCGAACUAUCCAAACGUUAUUAGACUACAUCCAACUAGAGAUGACGAAGUUAAAGAAAAAAGGAAGAAAUAA
Molecule: messenger RNA, 1095 nt
Organism: Maudiozyma saulgeensis
Lineage: Eukaryota; Fungi; Ascomycota; Saccharomycetes; Saccharomycetales; Saccharomycetaceae
Source: the annotation of a GenBank genome assembly